This is a messenger RNA of Orbilia oligospora ATCC 24927, 1473 nucleotides long. RefSeq lists its product as uncharacterized. NCBI's taxonomy places the organism in Eukaryota, Fungi, Ascomycota, Orbiliomycetes, Orbiliales, Orbiliaceae. The coding region runs from base 1 to 1473 and encodes 490 amino acids. The record is from RefSeq and is a predicted model, not a curated record. Gene Ontology annotation, cellular component: endoplasmic reticulum; membrane. The transcript has 5 exons. Gene Ontology annotation, biological process: ergosterol biosynthetic process. Gene Ontology annotation, molecular function: flavin adenine dinucleotide binding; squalene monooxygenase activity.
AUGGUCGGCACUCCAGAGCUACGAAAUCUACCUCCUCCACCAUUGCCGAAGCGGUCUUUCGAUGUCGCUAUCAUUGGCGCUGGAAUCGUGGGGUGCACCCUUGCUGUCGCGCUAGGCAAGCAGGGUCGCGAUGUUCUGCUGCUUGAACGGGACCUUUCGGAACCAAACAGGAUUGUCGGAGAGCUGCUGCAGCCGGGCGGUGUGAGGGCUUUGCAGCAAUUGGGAAUGGAGGACUGCUUGGAGGGAUUCGACGCCGUAGCCUGCCAUGGGUACCAGGUCCGGUACCAUGAUGAACCUGUGCACAUUCCAUAUGCUAUCGAUGAAGAUGGCAAGAGACCUGAAGGGAGGUCCUUUCAUCACGGGAGAUUCAUUCAGAAACUCAGAUCAGCAGCUAAGGCGACGCCAAAUGUGACAAUUGUCGAGGCUACAGUAUCAAAAAACUUGAUUAAGAAUGGUGCUUCUGGCCAUGUCAUUGGUAUCCGUUGUACCCCUCGGAACACGAAGGCGGAGAUUUGUUAUUUUGCUGCCAUUACAGUCGCUGCCGAUGGCUGCAAAUCCAAUAUUAGAUCCGAUUUUAUCCCUCGUCAGGUUCAGGUCAAGUCCCAUUUCUUCGGGCUAGAGAUGAUCGAUACGAAAAUGCCACUUAAACAUCACGGAAUAGUCGUUCUUUCGAAUCGGGCUCCAGUCCUCAUAUACCAAAUCGGUACACAUGAAACACGAGUCUUGGUAGACAUCCAGGGCAAACCACCGUCCCAAACAGAUGGUAGCCUUAAGUCAUAUAUGAUGAGCGCGGUUCUGCCUACACUGCCCGAAGAGGUCAGGCCGUCAUUCCGGAAAGCUGUUGAAGACUCCAAGUCUAUUCGGUCGAUGCCAAAUUCGUUUUUACCACCAACCAUGAAUAAGACCCCCGGUUUGAUACUAGUUGGGGACUCAAUGAACAUGCGACAUCCAUUGACUGGAGGUGGCAUGACUGUGGCAUUUAACGACGUGGUGCUACUCCGUGAUUUGCUAGCAGACGUCGAGGACUUGAACGACUCUGAUCUUGUCCUUGAUAAGCUGGCGGAGUUCCACUGGAGGCGAAGAGGCCUUACAAGUGUAGUGAAUAUUCUGGCACAGGCUCUUUACAGCUUGUUUGCUGCAGAUGGUGAGUUUGUAUUACCGGCCCCUAUGAUUCGGGCACAGGCUAAAGAAAGAACAGACGAAAAUCUAAAGGUUCUCCAAAAGGGCUGCUUUGCCUACUUCCAGAUGCAAGGUAUUUGCAUCGACCAUCCCGUUGGACUUCUCUCUGGUAUGCUGCGUCGACCUCUCGUCCUUUACAGUCAUUUCUUCGCCGUGGCCUUUUAUUCCAUCUGGAUAAUGUUCAAGACGACAAACCCACUCCUUUGGCCGAUUUGCUUCCUUAGAAGUUUCAUGGUAUUCUACACUGCCUGUGUAGUCAUCCUGCCCUACAUCUGGGCUGAGCAGCAAUGCUAA